GCACCUCCCACCUCCCAGCCAAAAUGUGCUGACUUCCAGAACGCCAACUUUCUCCGAGGCACCAACCUGAAAGUCCAGUUUCUUCUCUUCACCCCUGCAGAUCCCAGCUGUGGGCAGCUAGUAGAAGAAAGCACUGACAUCCAAAGCUCUGGGUUCAAUGCCACUCUGGGAACCAAACUAAUUAUUCAUGGAUUCAGGGCAUUAGGAACAAAGCCUUCCUGGAUUGAUAAAUUCAUCAGUGUCCUCCUGAGUGCAGCGGACACGAACGUGAUUGCUGUGGACUGGGUUUACGGGUCUACUGGUCUAUACCCCUCAGCUGUGGAAAACGUGGUGAAACUCAGCCUGGAGAUCUCUCGUUUCCUCCAUAAACUCCUGGCGUUGGGUGUGUCAGAGUCUUCCAUCCACAUCAUUGGUGUGAGCCUGGGGGCCCAUGUGGGGGGCAUGGUGGGACACUUCCACAGAGGCCAGUUGGGACGGAUCACAGGCCUUGAUCCCGCUGGACCCGAAUACACCCGAGCCAGCCUGGAGGAGCGCCUGGAUGCCGGAGAUGCCCUCUUUGUGGAAGCCAUCCACACAGACACUGACAACCUAGGUAUUCGGAUUCCCGUUGGGCACGUGGACUACUAUGUCAAUGGAGGACAGGACCAACCUGGCUGUCCCACGUUCAUUCAUGCAGGUUACAGUUAUCUGAUCUGUGAUCAUAUGAGGGCUGUGCAUCUCUACAUCAGCGCACUGGAGAAUUCCUGCCCACUGGUGGCCUUUCCCUGUGGCAGCUACAAGGCCUUCCUGGAUGGACAGUGUCUGGAUUGCUUUAACCCUUUUCUCCUUUCCUGCCCAAGGAUAGGACUGGCAAAACAAGAAGGUAUCAAGAUAGAGCCACUUCCCAAGGAAGUGAGAGUUUACCUGCUGACCACUUCCAAGGCCCCAUACUGUGUGCAUCACAGCCUUGUGGAGUUCCACUUGCAGGAGCCAAGAAAAAAAGACACCAUCCUGGAAGUCACCUUCCUCAGCAGCAACAGCACCUCCUCCAUCAAGAUUACCAUACCUAAGCAGCAAUCCCAGGGGAGAGGAAUCCUAGCCCACCCCAAUCCACAGUGCCAGAUAAACCAGGUGAAACUCAAGUUUCAGGCUUCCGGGGGCAUGUGGAAAAAAGAUCGGACAAGCACUAUUGUGGGAAGCUUCUGCACCUCCCUUCUGCCUCUGCAUGACAGUAAAAAGACAGUCUGCCUACCUGAGCCAGUGACCUUACAGGCCAGCGUGGCUGCUUUCCGUGAGCUGAAAAUAGCCUGUGAAGAGUAGAUGCCUGAACAGGACCUGGCUCCCUGGAUUUCCUCCCCUCAAGGACUUUCAGUGACGGAUGUCUCUUUGUGUAUUUUAUUCUGGAUGGUUCAUACCAAGGAGGAAGGCCACAAUCUUGAUUGUUUUCCAACUGUGGAGGGGAGGAAUGACUCGUUUUACAGAAUGUGGUUCCCACUGCAGCGUGGAGAGCCUGACACAGAUAGCAUUUUGCUUCCCCUUCCACGUGUGGCUGCCAUUGCCUCCUGACCGAGGGCAUCCAGAGCAGCAGGAGCAGAACACUUUGUAACAAAACUUGGUGGGUCACUGGAGUCCUUUCAUUGUCUCUUUGGAGUGUAAUAUUCUGCUACAUGCAUGCCCCCUCCAAAUGAGACUUGUAGGCUGUGGGAUUGGAGAACACAUCGGAAUUAAAUGAUCUGCACUGAAA
This is a messenger RNA of Ochotona curzoniae (black-lipped pika), 1723 nucleotides long. It is a transcript of the gene PLA1A, whose product is annotated as phospholipase A1 member A. Lineage: Eukaryota; Metazoa; Chordata; Mammalia; Lagomorpha; Ochotonidae. Gene Ontology annotation, biological process: lipid metabolic process. Gene Ontology annotation, molecular function: carboxylic ester hydrolase activity; lipase activity. The transcript has 10 exons. The record is from RefSeq and is a predicted model, not a curated record. The annotation marks the transcript as partial.